UGUGAUAAUGCAACCGAGAGUAUUUAGUACUUACUAUAGAGUGACUACUUAGUGCUUAUUAAUUCGAUAAUGCUUAUUUAGUAUUCUUGCCUCUGGUGCUUUUGGAUAUUUCGAUUCGUCGACUGCUUAUUGUUUACGGUUUUGAAUGUUUACAUUUCCUCGAACGGAACCACAACUUUCCAAUUCUAAAUGAAAAAAGUUCAAAAAUUACAUCCAUUCAUAGAAGAAAUUCUAUAAUAACACAUUCAAUGUAAACCAACAACUACAAAUGUUAGGACAUUGAAAUAUUUAUUAUUGACAGCUCGACUGUUUUUCAGUUAGUACACACAAUGGAAGAAAACAUCAACUUGUCCAGUGUUUCCGAAUCAAAAGAAUUGGAAGCAACUGAAUUUUAUUUUGAAACAGAUUUUUAUUUAUUAAAAAAUAAUAUGGACUAUAAAAACCUAUUAAAAUCAUUAGCUAUUCUUGAAAUGCAAAGGUGUACAACAAUUCAGAACAUUGAAAAACUUGCAGUAUUAAAAGAUUAUUUUUCCAAAAAUCCAUCCUUAGCAUUAAAAAAAAUUUUAAAACAUGAUGACAUUGGUACAUUGAAAACAGUUAACGUUCAAAAGAUACCAGAUAUUGACUGGUCAAUUUAUAAAACCAACAAUGAAACAGAAACUGAGCAAUCAAAACAGGUAUGCGAUAUUAAUUUAAGACAUAAAAAUGUUUCUGAAAAACAAGAAGUACAAACAGUUAAUUCAAAUGAAGUAGAAAAACCAGAAACAUUUAAAAAACCUUGGAGUGUUGAAGAACAACUGCGUCUUGAAGAAUUAUUAGUAGAAUAUCCACCAGAAAGAAAUGAAAGCAAUAGAUACAGAAAAAUAGCUGAAGCCUUGGGCACAAGAAAUUUGCGACAAGUUUGUAGUAGGGUUCAGAAGUAUAAUAUGAAAAUGAAAAAAGUAGGCUCAAUAAAAUCAAUUAAUGCUAGUUCAAAAAAUUUGAAUAAAAAAACUGUAUUUCUAAGUCAUAAGAAUACUGGUGCAUUAUUGAAGCCAACUACAUUUAUACCAUCUACUACAUUAAUAAAAGAUGUGGAUGUUUAUAAUGCUAAUCGAAACAAUUUCAACUGUCACAAAAAUAUUGAAAUGAGUACUAAGAGCAAAUUAUUUAUUUUAGAGGAAGUUUUAAAAGACAAACUCUCUGAAAAAAAUCAUAAUAUUGUUCAUCAAAAUUUUAAAUGUUGUGUAUGUCGGUCAUCUCCUAUUAUUGGAACUAGAUGGAAUUGUAAUGACUGCCCAGCUAUCGGUAAAAGUUCUGAUUUUUGUUGUGAUUGUAUUGUCGACAUGGUGAAAAAUGUUCUUGUAGAAGCUCCUCAUCCAUUAGAUCACUUGGUUACUCCUAUUCGAAGUGUUCAAGUAAAUGAUGACAUUAAGAGUCUUGUUGAUCCUAACUAUGUACCAUUAGUAUUUAAAACUCAAAAUUAUUUAGACCCCAAUUUUAUGGUUUAAAAUGUAUAUGAAUUAUAUAAAUUUUUUUUUUAU
Messenger RNA from Sipha flava (yellow sugarcane aphid), 1523 nucleotides. It is a transcript of the gene Atac1, whose product is annotated as ZZ-type zinc finger-containing protein 3. Gene Ontology annotation, molecular function: zinc ion binding. The transcript has 2 exons. The record is from RefSeq and is a predicted model, not a curated record. Bases 330 to 1490 code for a protein of 386 amino acids. NCBI's taxonomy places the organism in Eukaryota, Metazoa, Arthropoda, Insecta, Hemiptera, Aphididae.